Molecule: messenger RNA, 562 nt
Organism: Neurospora hispaniola
Lineage: Eukaryota; Fungi; Ascomycota; Sordariomycetes; Sordariales; Sordariaceae
Exons: 1
Coding region: 91-405 (104 amino acids)
Source: RefSeq, a predicted model, not a curated record
GAGGAGGUGGGGGUGUGGAUGGGCGGAUGUGGGAGAUCAGUGGGAUGGGGAUGUUGAUGAUUGGUAAUUUGUUUAUGAUAUGGGAGAAAUAUGUCGACACAAAGGCAAGAGGAGGAUCGCCGCGGCAGCGAAAGAGCCGGUAAGAGUCCCGAUAUAUGUAUGAACCGUGGACUAAGAUGUGGAAGUCGGUUGUACUCAAGACCCAUGAUCAUGUUGAUGAGAUUACAGGCCUGUCUGUCUGCCUGUCUGAGCCGGAUGGUUGUCUACCGGUUUUGGGCGAUAUCGGCGGGCUCUGGAGAGGAGGAGGGAGGGUUUCUUCAAGAUAUCCCCGGAUUUUUGUUUGCUCUGUUAACCUUUGAUGUCGCGGGUCUGUUGUGGCUGGCUGGCUGGCUGGCUGGCGUCUAAGCGUAUGGUUGAAACCUGACUUCUUCCUUUAGCGAGAAGGUGAAGCUACGAAGCUACGUUCUUACGCAGAAACAAGAAUAUUUACCAUGUUCAAAAAUACAUAUGACUGAAGUAUGGUUGUAUCAACUAAACUCCAAUUCACAAAUUGUGCACGCUC